AACCUCACUGCAGCAUCAAAGCAGCCGAGGAAGGCGCACGAUGCAAAUGAGCUGCACCUCAGAGCUGGUGCCUAACCACAGCUGUGCCUCUGCCUGGGCUGUGGGGAUGAGCUGAUGGGUCUCCUGCUGCAGCUUCCUGCUCACCUGGAAGGUGCUCGAGGCACUGGGGCAGGUGUGGAGCUGGAAGCUCCAUCCUGAGGUGCUGAUGGAGACCGGCAGAGGAGCAGGCAGAGCGCAGCUUUGUUGGUUGAGGACACACAUCUGCUCUCACAAGCACUUGUGGCUCUUGCUUUUGCUGCUACUGAAAGGGAACACAUGACAAAUAAAAGCAGGGGUCUGACAGCCUAAACACCAGAUUGUCCUGGCCAUGGAGGAGCGUCUUGGUGCUCCCAGCAGCCCUUCACUCACUGCCUGCUCUCAUUCCUAUUCCUGUAAGUGUAUUUUGUUCUGAUACUAAACUUGGAGCAAACUCAAAGACCAUUAGUCAUGGCUUCUGCUUUCUGGGGCUUUAAUUAUUUUUUAAUGCUUUCUGAAAAUGGUAACCACAGGGGAAAAUGUGGUCCUUAGCCAGAGGCUGGGCUGAAGUGGCUGGAAUGAUUUUGACCACCAGUUUUUUAUGAGAACAAGAUUUCCAGUUCCUGCAGAAACAUGUCCUUGGUCUCGUGCUCCCCUCUCUGCUGGGCUGAUUCAGUGCUCUAGGUGUGUCCCACACCUGUGAUCCCAGCACUCUCAGGCAUGAGAAUGCCCUGGGCACGGGUCUGUGCUCCCUGGCAGGUGUUACAGGUGAGAGGGAGGAGCUGGAGCUGCUUUUCAAACUGAAGCUGAGGAGGGAGGGAGGCACUAGGGGUUUCUUUCAAAGAGCAGAGGUGUGGGCCAUGCCUGAGGCACACUUGCUCCCUGGGUAGGGUAACCUGUGCUGCUCCAGUGGAGCAGGUGCAGUUUGCCCCAGUUUGUUUGAAGUCUGGAGAUGUCCAGAGGCUGCUCCUGCUGGCAGCCAUGCAGGACAAGGCUGUGGGCAGUUUUGGGAGGUUCACAGGGAGCUGGGGAACUGGGGGGCUGCAGCUGCUCUCCUGUGGCACAGGAGGGGGUUCCAAAAGCCCCCUUUAGCUGCAGUUCCCAGGUGGCAGGUGGAGCCUGGCCCUCUGGAGCAGCUCUGCUCCCUGAGCCAGGGAACAGCCUGUCCUUGCUCGCAGCAGCAGGCCCAGAGCUUGUCUCAGCUGAGCAGUUCCACUCACCCAAAAACCCCAGGCAGCCUCACUUGGUAUCACUGGCAAAUGCAGAGCUGCCAUCCCAGGGACUCCAGUCCAUGCCAGGGGCCAGAGAAGUGGUGGGCACCCAGGACAGAGGGGGAGCAGCCACCCCACCACCGUCACUGAACAGCUGUGGAGGAAGCUCUGGGCUGCAGACCUGAGCAGAACCAAGAAGCAGCAGUCUGGAUGCUGAUGCCACAUCACAUCUCCUCCCAGGCCCUGUGGCUGCCAGGGCAUGGCCAAUUCCUCCUCUCCAGGGUGAGCAGCUCGCCGAGUGGGCACUGUGGGGCCAUCACCGAGGGUGCAAACGAAGCCGUGGGACCAGCCCAUGGUGUGCUGCUGCAGGAGGCUCCUGUCCCUGCUUGGGUCUUCUGGAAAUCCCCUGGCACCCUCGUGGUGGCUGUGUGAGCCUGGCAGAGGCUGAGGUGGGGGGAAAAGGGAGACCAGGGACGGCUGUGGCUGCCACCACAUCUCGCUCUGUCGGGGAAAUUCCUUCGGCAGUUUAACGAUAUCUCUGCAUCAUCCUUAUCUAUGGUUGUCUGCUCACUUCAGGAGAGAGUUUUCUAUUUAAGGGACAUCAGCUAAAGUCUGAUUCCUUCCCAGGAUCACCUGGCAGAAGCCCAUCACCCUUCAAGCACGAAGGCUGAUGUGUGUCCUUGGCACGUCCCAGUGCCCCAGUUAGGAGCUUGCCUGGGGAGGGGUCCUGGCAUCUCACGUGGCACGAGAAUGCUGCUUUCCCCUUGCUGGGCUGGAACACAGUCCAUGGAGUAACAGAGAGGAUUUAGUGGUGUCUGGGCUGAAGGCCUCUCCAGCUACCAAGGGAGAAGGGCUGGGGCUCUUUGUGCCCGGGGUUUUCUCUGAAUCAGAGCCAGCACAGCAAGGCUCCACCUCAUCUCCACCUCAAUCUCCCUGUCUUAGGAGAAGAAACACUUUCCCUCUGAUCUGGGCUCUCAGUUGUGUCUGUGCUGAAGACGCAGCUGAAAGAAUUAAUUUUUGUAAGGUUCUAUGAAGCAAAGGCCCUGAAAAACCUUUUUGUAGGUUCUGAAAAAGCAAAGAUGAGGAAGAGACAAAUGAUCAAGAUGGAGAUGUCAUCAAAUUCCUGGGUUAUAAGUCACUGACUUUGCAGCCGUGAGUCUGUUGGAAGGACCUGUCUGAGGGAAAAUGAAGGGCUCUGAGGAUCUGUUUCAUGUGUGAGCUCUGCCAGCCUGCUGGGGAGAGGACAGCGCCUGCCUCAGUGCAUCGGCCUCGACCACGCUCCACAGGUAUUAUGAAGAUAUGAAAGAAGAUGUGUUUUUUACACAUCUGAAAAUGAGUUUCUCUGAGCAGAAAGAGAAGCAAGGCAAUUGCUGCAGACCCAGUUCAUGCCCAAGAGGACAGCACCUGCUCUUGUUUUUGGAAGUCCACACUGUCCAGCUGUUUGCAGGCAGCUCAGCUGGUUCUUCCACGAGUUAAAUUCUCCUGUCCAACCCCCCAACUCCUCCUUUUCCAGGGGAUGAGAGCACUUUCCGUGGGCAAUGGGUGCUGAAUGAAGGUGAAGCCAGCAAGGGCUGCUGGGUUUUGGUUGAAGGUUUCUGCUCUGUGCCUGUCACACCCAGAGAGCUCCCCAUGGGCCGGGGGCUGGGGUCUGUGCCCCUUCCUGUGAUCCUGGGCACUGCCAGGCUCCAGCUGAGUGCUGGCACAACCACAGCAAUGCAGGAUUUAACCUUGGCUCCAACCAACAGCCAAAGUUUGGAUUCACUCAGCUCCCCAGUCUGGGAAAGCCCAGAAAUGACAGACCCAUGUAGGAGAUACUGGAUUGUCAUCAAACCCAAUCAAACCAGCAGGGCUAAUUACCAGCUUGCUCUGGUUUCCUUCAGUCCUUGCUGGAACAAAGCUCCUGCAUGUGUCACUGAGAGGAGUUUCCUUGGAAAACCAGCAAGGUGACCAGAGCAGCAGCACACCCAGAGCCAUCCCAUCACUAGAAGGACUUGGUGACUGCAAAGGGUCGAGGCAAAACCCCAAGAGACUCCAGCUUUAGGGCCCCUGUGGAAAAGGGACCAAAAUCCUUCUGAUAAACAUGGCAGAUUCUGGCAAAUGCUGGGUGUGCGCAGUUGGGUCGGGAUUCCAAAGGCCUGGAAGGUUCCAGAAGGAGAGCAGGGCCUCUGAAAGCCACCAGGUAGUGUCCACUUCCAUGUGCAGGGCAGGAGGAGAAGCUGAAAGCAAGGAAAAGCACGAAAGAGUGUGUGCAAGGGUGUUUGGGGUGCCCCUGGAUGCGUUGUCCUCUCUCCUGUUUCGGAUACAACGCCAGGGACAUUGUUUGAAACGCAGCUUUUGUGCCACCAGCGCUGCUAACUCAGGCUGAGAGACACUUGCACUGGGGGAGUACAGAAAUGACAAGGUAAUUCCAGAAAUAAAUAAGCACAACCUUCACCCACGGGGUUUUUUAGUCUUAGAAAGAAAACCAGUACAAAAUCCAGAGUUGGAGAGAGAGGAGACGGGGAAGAGCUCGCAUCUGGCUCAAAGGCACAUGUGCAAAAUGUGAGAAUUAUUCCAAGGGUUUGGGAUCUCUUAGCUCAGAAUCCUGACAUUUCUGCAGAAAUGAAGCACUGAGCAGCAAGCCCAGGUUUUUUUUCCUGGAGGGAGCAGGUUGGGACCCCUCAGCAGCUUUCCUGGGGACCUCAUAAUCCCCAGACACAACAUUGCAAAUCCAUAGAAGAAAAACAAUCCUCUUCCCAUCCCUCCAGCCCCAACAGGACCUCAGGGCAUGGCUUCACUCCCCUGCAGGGCUUGGUCCCAGCUCAGGUGGUGUUCCCAGGUCACAGAACACCAAACUCACACCCUGCACCCCAGGGAGCAGCACCAACCCUCCCUGCUGUGGCUGCAGGGUAUUCCUGGCUGAGGAAGGAGGGUGAGGGCUGUUCCCAGGGCUUCUCCUCGGGCUGGGGCUCAGUCAGGAGCUCCAGCACACCCAGGUGAGUGACCAGAGGAGGGAAGGGAACAAGAAUUUCCACACCCACAAAAGCCAGUGGAAGAUGUGGAAGCUGAGCCUUCUUCACUAAGCUUCCACGACCUGUGGUGAGCUCUCCAGCAAACACCAGAGCGCAUUCCUGACCCAAUCCACCCUCAACUCAACCUCACAGCUCGUCCUGCUGCACUCCCCUCUUUGUCUGGUCUAUGUUGACAGGAAAUACCCUUGCCUGGAUGGGAGAACACAUGAAAGAACAUUGCUCCUGUUCCUCUGCAUGCAGGAUACAUGUCAGGACAUGUGCCUCGUGACAGGUUAAGAGGGCACAUUUUGGGGAAGGGAAACUUUCUGACAACUCAUCCCUAGAAGGCAGGCAGGUAAUUACAGUCCCAGUGGGCUCCAUCCUCACCAGGAGAAGGCAGCGCCUGACUUUGGUCACGAUUUGAUAAUUUAACAAGGGCAGAAAAAAGAGCGGUGCUGGGCUGUCCCCAAAGAGGGAUGCAAAGUCUGUCACCCAAAAAUAAACACAGGACACGGUCCCUGCUUCAGUCAACUCAUAUUUGGCAGCCCUGGGUGUCACAAGCAGAAGUCACAGAGACCAACCAAAGCUAUCCCAAGGGACAGGCUCCCCCCUGCCAGGAGAGCAGCCUGGAUGGGCAGGAAAUGCCCCUCUGCAGGCAUUUUCUGGACUACAGGUUUCCAAGGGUGCAAAAGGGAAAGUUAUUCCCAAACAGCUCUCAGUUUUCUCCCUCCUAUGCCUUGCACAACAUCCCAUGGCUUUAAAAGCAGAAGAAAAAAGUGAGAAGAGGAGUGCAUGUUUUGUCUUCCAUCCCUUGUGCUUUCCACCUGUCCCACAUCCUUUCCUAGUCAUUGUUUCUUUACAGAAAAAGGGGUUUUAGGAGUGUUGUAAGAUGCUAGAAAAGGAGAGAGCCAGCCCUGUAAACUCCCCCUCUGAGGCUGAACAGAGGUGAGAAAAGUCUGAGUGAAGAUGAGCACUGUCCACCCGACUCUUUGCUAUUGUUGGAAAGAACACAUAUCACAUAAACAGCUCUCCUUUGAAAGGCCCUUACUCAAAACUGAACUGGGAUGCAAUAAAUCAGCCCCCACAUUCACACACAGAAAACCAAAAAAAAAAAAUAAUAAAAAUUAAAAAAAAAAAUAAGAGAAAGAAAAGAAAAGAAAAGAAAGAAAGAAAGGAAGGAAGGGGAAAUUUAGAUUAGUCACAAAGAAGUUUCCCCGCCUGCUUCUCUGUGCAUAAAGCAAUCUCCUGGAGGCAGUGUCUUCACUUCAUCUCAGCUCCUGGAGCUCAUCUGCUCCCUCUGGGCUCCUGCUGGGGCCCUUCCCCAGCAGCUGCUGCCAUGGAAGGACAGGCAGACACAGAGCCAAGGGCUGGAGAGCAGCUGGAGAGCCCAGGGGAAGCUGAGGAGGAUGAAUGGAGGCCCUGGCAAGGAGGACAGGUUAGGAACAUGCUGCACCUCGUGGCUGCUGCUGCUCAGUGGAUUUUACUGCUUGCCUGCCUGGUUUACCUGGGAGUAGAUUUGCUGCGGCCCUCAACGACCCAGAGUGACAAAGUGCCGUGGACCCACAUCCGCUACACAGGCAGAAGCAUCAAAGGAGCAGCCGUGAAUCUCAGCGCUGAACUGGGGCCCAUCCAGAUCAGAAACGGCUCCAUCGUCAUCCCCUGCGACGGGCUCUACCUCGUGUCCCUCCAGAGCUCCAUCUACCUGGAAGAGGAGGACUGGCUGAAGCUGACCCUGCAGGGGACACACAAGACCACCAGCAGCCCCCUGUGGGAGCAGAUUGUCCAGAGCAGCCACAACACCGUGAACUUCACCACGGCGCUCUACUUGUUCGAGCAGGACAGCAUCACGCUGUGGACCAACUCCAACGCCAGCAUCUCAGAUCUGUCCUUCAGCCUGGUGUUAAUAAGUGACAACAAGUGCAGAUGGGAAAGUACAGCCUUCCCCACUGACCUGUAGCUUUUGGACAGGCAGACUGCUCUAGAAUCCCUCCCUGGGGCUGUGGAGAGCUGUGAGGACUGACAGUCAUCAAAUAAGAGAUUUUUAGGCUUCAGGCAUUAACUUGAGCCUGUGGGAAAGUCAAGCACACAACCCUCUCACUCUGGCCUGAGAAAUCAUGAGGAGGAAUCCCAACAGUCCUUGGAGAAGGAAAACAACCUUUGCAGGUGUUGUUUGUUCCUUGUUGUUUGAUUGUCAGAAACAGCCCAGGGGUGUUGUUCCAGCUGCCCAGUGAUGGUGAUGGGUUGGUUUCAUGAGCAAUGAGAGUUUUACCUCCUCAGACCUGCUCAGAGCUGUCUAGAAAAGAAGAUCUGGAAGAAUUAAACUUGCUCUCUUGUGGAACCGAGGCUGGAGAGUCCGUGUGGUCACUUCUCCAUCCCUCAUACAGUGUGAUGUGGAGCCUCAGGUAAACCACAGCUCAGACAGGUUUUCUGUAGAGCAGGCAGGCUUUGCCUCUUUGGAGCUCUGCACAGCUCAUUUGCUACCCAGGAUGGAUCUUCCCAUCACUGGGGAAAGGGAAGGGUGCAGCUCUUGAGAAGAGCAGAAAUAGAAGCCAAAGAAAGUCACCAAAGCUUAGCUGAUAUUCAGAGAAACCCCAAGUUUCUCUAUUUACUUUUAUAUCUGUAUAUAGUAAGAAAUGUGCUAUAUUUUUUCUCAAAUAAAAGUGUGUCGAGUCAGGAAGAUUCCUCAAGUGUCUUGAAGCCACCUGGAGCAGGAGGAGCACGAAUCUGCCUGGAAAGAUGGAAAACAGGGAAGAGGCAGCAAGGGAAUGAGUGAGCCAGAUAAAGGCUGUCUAAGAGGGAAAGGUGGAAAAGAGCUGCCAGGACUGCACUGCACAGCAGGAACACAAGCCCUGCACUGGCUGUGGAGUUUUGGGGAGCAGCCUUGGGGAGCAGAGCCCCACUGGAUGUUCCAGCUGUCUCCAGACCACUGAAGCUGGACCCCAAGGAAUAUCUGGUGGGACAUUUACAUCUCGAGAUGUAAGGCCUCAGAGGAAAAAAAAACCUCUUUCAAGCACAGACACACUGGCUUGACCCAAACGUGAUCCAGGCACGUAAAAAGUUGGUCAAACGUGAAGACUUCUAGAUUUGAUGACUUCUCUCUGAGGGACCAAGUGGGAGCUGCAGGUCUGAGCUCCUUUUCCUCAGGGAGGACUCGGCUGGUUUUGUGACUGCCCCUGACUUUGUCCCACAGGUGUUCACCCACCUUUCCCAUGCCUCCUGUGCACACCUGCCUGGCUCCUGCUGAAGUCAGAGCACUCUCAGUGACCCUGGGCUGCUCAUCCCUGUUCUCUUUGCAGCUCGGGGCUGCUGGAGACAAGUCCUGCCCUGCCCUUGCUGCCUCAGCACAGCCAGCAGCUGUGGGAUUUUUGGUUCAAGUGACACAGAUUUUAAGUUGACUACUGAACUGUCUCAAUAUUUCAGCGUGUCACUGCUGGCUGUACACUCCAAACUCUUCUCUUAAGAAUAUUUAUGUAUUUAAAUAGGCAGGAGAAUGUUACAGCAGAUUUCUUAGAAACACUGGGAAGGGUUCAGACCAGGUUGUCAGCACUGAACUCCUCUUUGAGAAUGCUCUCAAUGCUCUGGACUGUUCCUGCUCUGCAGCACCACUCAGGGCUGAGCAUUCCUGCAGAAUCAGGUGCUACAGGAGGCUAAAGACACCCUCCAGGCUUUGGAGAGCUUUAGGCUGAUGAACUUCCCUACCUGGGCCAGGUAGGCCCAGUUUUCCAGGGGAAACCGGCUGAAGCAGUUAACUCAUGUUAAGAAGCAGCUUUUCUCCUCUCAGCUGAGAAGCUGUGGCUGCCUUGCACCCACAGGAUGCUCAUCAUUAAGGGAUAUUUUGGGCUUUUGACUCUGGCCACGCUUGCCACCACCAGGACUGAAGGCAGGUGCACCCUGCCCCGAGGCUGGGGAUUGUCCCACUCUCCUCCAGGGAAGUGAGAAUGUGUUUCUCCUCCUAAAAAAAAAAUAAAAUAAA
This is a messenger RNA of Parus major (Great Tit), 8189 nucleotides long. RefSeq names its product TNF superfamily member 4 (gene TNFSF4). The transcript is spliced from 5 exons. Bases 5553 to 6173 code for a protein of 206 amino acids. Gene Ontology annotation, molecular function: cytokine activity. The record is from RefSeq and is a predicted model, not a curated record. NCBI's taxonomy places the organism in Eukaryota, Metazoa, Chordata, Aves, Passeriformes, Paridae.